This is a messenger RNA of Homalodisca vitripennis (glassy-winged sharpshooter), 1650 nucleotides long. RefSeq lists its product as uncharacterized. The record is from RefSeq and is a predicted model, not a curated record. The transcript is spliced from 8 exons. Bases 99 to 1346 code for a protein of 415 amino acids. NCBI's taxonomy places the organism in Eukaryota, Metazoa, Arthropoda, Insecta, Hemiptera, Cicadellidae.
AACACAUUCAGCUGUUAGCACCAAGAUAUUGAUUGCUUGGAAAGAGUUUGUUUACAUCCUAGUGAAGUCUUUCCCAGAGAAAGUGAAAGAGUUAGAAGAUGAAAAAAAUUAGGAAGUUAAAAGGACAAGAGGUGGACAAAGAGAAUGGAGUACAGAAGACCUCAAAAAAGCAGAAUAGACGAGAGACGUAUUCUUUGAGGCGUAUUCUGUGUAUACAUGCUCUGAAUGCUUUAACCAAUGAGAUAAUUAGACAGGGCAACAUGCUUGCAAUAAGCACUCUAGCAGAGCUGUACCUUUUGUUGGUUACUACACAAGAACUGGAAAAGGAUUUGGAUAGGAAUCUUGCAGCACUCAAGAAAAUCUCCUCAAUCCUGACACAGUUGCCACACCACUACAAACUCUUCUCAGAAUCUGCUAUGUUCAACAUUUUAGCGUCCUGCUGCCGAUUCUUCGAGUCUACUGAGUUCAGUCCAGAGGAUAUCAUGAGCUCAGAUUGGGCGAUGCACAUGGAAAGGGUAAUACGAGCCGUGUGCAGCUUGCUGUCGAGGGAGCUGGGUAUAUUUCUCACAGAUAGGGAGAAUGAGCGAACUAAAGCGAUCCUGCCCUCACUUCUGUGCCUGGGUAUCAUCCUGGGACAAGAGGUGGGGGGACAGGCCUUGCAUCUGUGGCAAGAACUUGUGGCGAAGUACCACAUUGCCUCCCAGCUCAUUGAAACUUCUGCUGCUGCGCUACAGAUGGAAGAGUUACCAGAGUCGUGUCUUCUGAUGCUUGAGCUAUUGUCGGAGCUGGUCUGUGACAACAACUGGAGCCCCAGACAGGCUGAUGUCCUGGAGUUACACUCUGUCUGGGACAGUCUUAAGCCUCCCAUCCAGGACUUGUUUGGUCCUUUUCCUGUCUGCCUUGAGGAGAAGAGCCUGUUUGAAGCUACCAACUGGUGUUCAGUGUACAUGAGAGCCCUGAACCUGGUGACUGCUCUGGUCACACAUUCCUCCUCCAACACACGGGAACUGGGCUUCGACUUUCUGUACCAGCACGAGAAGUUCAUCUGUGACAUAUUUGAGUUUAAAGACGAUUCACUGAAAGAAACAGCUCUAGAGCUGGUGUCAGCAGCACUGAGGCUUCUCUGGCAUGUUAUUCAAGCCGUAGUGCCGUGGAACUGGAAACUGAAGACUACUCUGGGAAGGAUUCUGGUGAAAGUGAAGCAAUAUGUGGCGACCGUGGUAGACCUGUUGGGAGACCCGGACUCGCUACUCAAACGGAGAGCUCUAGCUCAGAAUCAGAAGUUUCCGUUACCAGAGCUGAAAGGAAAAAGACAUGCACUUGGAGCUGCAGCAACUGCAAUCUAGACUGCUGGGUAUGUUGGUGGAGAGCCUGAGUGUGCUGACAGAGACAUGUCCUCUACACAGUGACCUGUUGUCAGCUGACAGGCUGGGACUGCCCAUGUUCGUAAUACAUUUUGUAUCUUCUGCUGUAGACUGCUGGGUAUGUUGGUGGAGAGCCUGAGUGUGCUGACAGAGACAUGUCCUCUACACAGUGACCUGUUGUCAGCUGACAGGCUGGGACUGCCCAUGUUCGUAAUACAUUUUGUAUCUUCUGCUGUAGACUGCUGGGUAUGUUGGUGGAGAGCCUGAGUGUGCUGACAGAGACAUG